AUGGCAACUGGGGAAGGAGAAAGAAAGAUUGAUAAUGCAGAAGAUUUUUUGCAGGUGAACGAGGAGUCCGAUAGUGAUGAUGAGAAUGAGACUUCUGGUAGUGAGGAAAUUGAAGACUUCUGUGAUGGUGAAGAUGCUGUGCAAUCCAUUGGAGAAACUUGUACAAUUCCCAUAGAUGGUGUUGAAGAUAUGGGUAACAUCAAUUUCGUCACUUUAACAUUUGAAGACAUGAAGAAAUACAGGUUUUUAAAUCGCAAUGUUGCCUGCGAUUUUUACAAUAUGUAUGCUCGCUUUAAUGGAUUUUCUGCCCGUCGGAGCGUUGUCAAGAAAAACUUUAAGGGAGAAAUUGUGCAGCAGAAUUUUGUCUGUCAUAAACAAGGUCACAGAGAAGAUAGAUUUGGGGAAGAUGGAGUUCGCAAGCGUGAACCUAGGAGGGACAUUAGGUGUGGAUGUUUAGCACACUGCAAGGUCCAUAUUGAUGAAUCUGAAUAUGGUCAACGUUGGGUUGUUAAACAUCUCGAUGAUGGCCAUAGUCACUUGGUUGUCCCUGAUAAGCAUGUAGGUUUGCUAGCCGGUCAUAGGAAGAUGUGCGACAUGGAUGUUUCCCAGAUGAACAACAUGAUUGGAGUUGGUAUUUCACCUCCCCAAGUUUAUGCAUCAUUUGCUGGUGAAGCGGGUGGGUAUCUGAAUGUAAAUUUUAAUCAGCGAAACAUGUACAAUGUAUUGGAUAAGGAGAGGAGAAACCAGUUGCCUGAUGCAAGAGGUGCAUUUGGCUAUCUGCGUACUUUGCGAAGCACAGAUCCAGACAUGUACUGGAGCCAUAAGAAGUCUGAGGAAGGAAAGUUGCUGAACUUGUUUUGGUGCGAUGGACACAGUCGUAGAGACUAUGGUGUUUUUGGUGAUGUGUUAGCAUUUGAUGCUACGUAUAGAAAAAACAAAUAUAGUUGCCCACUUGUGGUAUUGUCUGGAGUCAACCAUCAUAACAGGACCAUUGUGUUUGGCACAGCAAUUGUAUCUGAUGAGAAAGAAGAAACCUAUGUAUGGCUGCUGGAAAAAUUUGUGGAUGCAAUGAAAGGCAAAGCUCCUGUAUCUGUCAUUACUGAUGGAUGCAAGUCCAUGACGAAUGCGAUUAGAAGAGUAUUCCCCGAUGCCCACCAUAGGUUGUGUGCGUGGCAUUUAUUGGAGAACGCAUGA
This is a messenger RNA of Lotus japonicus, 1194 nucleotides long. RefSeq names its product protein FAR1-RELATED SEQUENCE 5-like. Bases 1 to 1194 code for a protein of 397 amino acids. Lineage: Eukaryota; Viridiplantae; Streptophyta; Magnoliopsida; Fabales; Fabaceae. The transcript has 2 exons. The record is from RefSeq and is a predicted model, not a curated record.